CCGGAAUCGGCGAAUUUAUUCCAAGAUGCGUUUCUAUGCCUGAAGUGUUGUGCCAUCCAUCCCAGGCUCCAUAUUGUUGAAACAUCUGACAUUAAUGCACCGAACUCAAAUUCCCAUAAAUCUAAUGGUACAAUAAUGUAACUAAUGUAACUAGAACGUGCGAAUGUGUCACUUUCAUCAUUAAUUUCUCGGGCAUCAGUAACUUAUCGUGACAUGAGUGACAUGCUAUGCCCAAAAUUAACUGAACGUAAUUUCCAUCAUUGACAUGCAUACAUUUAAAAAAACGAUUCUGGUAUUGUUUCCUAAUUGAAACGUGAAAAUAACAUUUUUAGUUACAAAAUAAAUGGAUUCAACAGGCUCGGGUUCGCCGGUGUUGACAGAAUCAAAGGACGAGACCCAGAAAGGCGAUGAAGAUGUGGCGCGUGCAGUUGCCGAAGAUGGAUUGGCGUGUAGAGGUGGCGGCAUGCCUGCCGGCGUGGUGACGGGGAAGGGUGACCGGCUGCACAUUAAAACGCUGGUCCACGAGUCGGUAAGGCUGCGUGAAAGUAAAUGCCCCAACUGCGGACUGCCGAAGAGUCAUAAGAGAACCAGGCUGAACUACAGCCGGUUCGCCUGCCCGUGUGACGUGGACGUGGGUGUCAGGGGGGAGGAGGCGCGAGAGGACAUCAGCCGCUACGGCGUCGACAACACGUUGAAACCAAGUGGGGACAUUGCGUGCUGUGGGGAUUGCGACCAGUCCAUGUGGGUGGACGAUCCGACCCCAAUAGUCAGCUUGUUGAAGGAUGGUCCUCCCGAGGAAACGCCUGUGCCUUCUCAGAAAGAGGAGGUAUUUGAAAAUGGCGUUGGUUCCGUUGAAGCGGUCGACGGAGUUGUGUCUUCUAAUACCAAUAACUCCGCCAUCGGACCAGAAAAGGGGCGCAUGGACAACUUGUUCACUGGCCCGCAGCUGCUGGCUUCUUCUGCUGCAGCUCAGGGCGUUGGGAGAGUACGAAACGCCCAUCUUUCAGGGUGUCACAGCGUGACACGUCGUACACAGAGCACAGUUCCCGUUUUGUCGGGGAAUUCUCCGAUCGGAUCAGUUGGCAGGAGAACAAGCGAAAUAUUUUUAAAUCCUCCCAAGAGUCAGAAAAUGCAGUCAAACUUCAAAUCGGCGACCAACAAGAACAAUUGUUACCGGGAUCCGUCCAAACAAGGCAUGGAGUGCGUGUGUGUUUCCCGCAAUUCAAAUACGGGAUUCAGACUUCACUCUGCUAUCGUUAGACCAGUGCCGCCCAUGCCAAAAAAGUCAUUUCUCUGUAGGCCUGCCUUGGGCGUACACGCUAUUGAGAUACGAUUCCAAAACGCUGACAGGGCUUGUAUAGCCUCCAGCAUUCCCAAAGACGACACCAGCAGCAGUGGUUCUAGUGUUGCUUCCAGUCUGUCCAACAAGAAUCAAAGUUUACAGCAUGCGUAUGGUAGCUCAAAAACUGGGAGUUACGGACCCGCUCACCAUCAAAGAAAUACAACGUUCAUUGGUCCGUCCAAGCGUAUCAACACGACCAAAGUCGAGCCCACGGUGAUCGUCGGAAACUUGAGGACAUACGACCAUGCUCUGGGUGAACGUAGGGGGUUCAGUGUGCGAAAAGCACGUCAAGCCAUCAGCGCUGACAACAACGUCAAACAGAAAAAUGGCACUUUAACUAGAACCCCAAGCAGUGUCGUCAAAGCCAAUCAUCCCUAUUUCUCUUUUGCACCUCCGGAUGUCAUCGCCACCAGGGGGCGCGUCGGCUGCGAGUCUCAACAGUUCACCAGGCUGAGUGUGGGCGCUUGUUCUGGGGUCACGACCGGUGACAAGACGUCGGCCAGAUCAGGAAAUGACCUCGUGAAGAAAUGUCUUGACCAAAUGUCCUAUUCGUCGCCCAAUGAGAUUUACGGACUCGGCGACUCGUUCUCAAGCGAAAGGAACAACUCCAACGGUGCGACGAGUCAUCGAGAGGACAGCUUCAUCAGACAACAGUUUGUCGGGCGCGUGGUGAGGGUCGAGGGAGACGGGCGGUGUCUGUUUCGUAGUUUGGUCACGGCCGGGUGCCCAAAACUGCAGACGAGCAGGAGGGAUGAGUUCGGACGCCCUGAGCGUUUGAACGACGCCGAUGAGGAAACGGUCAAGGCAGACGAGCUGAGGGCCCUGGUCGUACGUCUGAUGAAAGAUAAUCUGCACUUUUAUUCCCAGCUGGAGAAAGGUGUCAUCAACGCAGACCAGGUAAGUUGGGUGGGUUUGUAAAGGGGUCACCAAUAAUUACUAGGUAAGUUGAAAGAGUUUGUAAAUGGGUCAUCAAUACAGACCAGGUAAUUGGAUGGAUUUGUUAAGAGGUCAUCAAUAAAGACUAGGAAAGUUGAAAGGGUUUGUAAAGGCGUCAUCAACGCAGACCAGGUAAGUUGGGUGGGUUUGUAAAGGGGGUCACCAAUAAAAACUAGGUAAGUUGGAUGUAUUUGUAAAGGGGUCAUCAAUGCAGACCAGGUAAGUUGGAUGUAUUUGUAAAGGGGUCAUCAAUGCAGACCAGGUAAGUUGGAUGGAUUUGUAAAGAGGUCAUCAAUGCAGACCAGGUAAGUUGGAUGGAUUUGUAAAGAGGUCAUCAAUGCAGACCAGGUAAGUUGGAUGGAUUUGUAAAGAGGUCAUCAAUGCAGACCAGGUAAGUUGGAUGGAUUUGUAAAGGGGUCAUCAAUGCAGACCAGGUAAGUUGGAUGGAUUUGUAAAGAGGUCAUCAAUGCAGACCAGGUAAGUUGGAUGGAUUUGUAAAGAGGUCAUCAAUGCAGACCAGGUAAGUUGGAUGGAUUUGUAAAGAGGUCAUCAAUGCAGACCAGGUAAGUUGGAUGGAUUUGUAAAGAGGUCAUCAAUGCAGACCAGGUAAGUUGGAUGGAUUUGUAAAGAGGUCAUCAAUGCAGACCAGGUAAGUUGGAUGGAUUUGUAAAGAGGUCAUCAAUGCAGACCAGGUAAGUUGGAUGGAUUUGUAAAGAGGUCAUCAAUGCAGACCAGGUAAGUUGGAUGGAUUUGUAAAGGGGUCAUCAAUGCAGACCAGGUAAGUUGGAUGGAUUUGUAAAGGGGUCAUCAAUGCAGACCAGGUAAGUUGGAUGGAUUUGUAAAGGGGUCAUCAAUGCAGACCAGGUAAGUUGGAUGGAUUUGUAAAGGGGUCAUCAAUGCAGACCAGGUAAGUUGGAUGGAUUUGUAAAGAGGUUACCAAAUAAAGAGUAAGUUUUUUGGGUGAGUUAGUUAAAAUAUUUACCAAAAGAGGCUGUGUCGUAUUCCUGUCAUUCAUUAAAAGAUUUGAGAGCAAGUGUUUAAUUGUAGCUCCUGUGUCGUAUUCCUGUCAUUCAUUAAAAGAUUUGAGAGCAAGUGUUUAGUUGUAGCUCCUGUGUCGUAUUUCUGUAAUUCAUUAAAAGAUUUGAGAGCAAGUGUUUAGUUGUAGCUCCUGUGUCGUAUUCCUGUCAUUCAUUAAAAGAUUUGAGAGCAAGUGUUUAGUUGUAGCUCCUGUGUCGUAUUCCUGUAAUUCAUUAAAAGAUUUGAGAGCAAGUGUUUAGUUGUAGCUCCUGUGUCGUAUUCCUGUAAUUCAUUAAAAGAUUUGAGAGCAAGUGUUUAGUUGUAGCUCCUGUGUCGUAUUCCUGUAAUUCAUUAAAAGAUUUGAGAGCAAGUGUUUAGUUGUAGCUCCUGUGUCGUAUUCCUGUAAUUCAUUAAAAGAUUUGAGAGCAAGUGUUUAGUUGUAGCUCCUGUGUCGUAUUCCUGUAAUUCAUUAAAAGAUUUGAGAGCAAGUGUUUAGUUGUAGCUCCUGUGUCGUAUUCCUGUAAUUCAUUAAAAGAUUUGAGAGCAAGUGUUUAGUUGUAGCUCCUGUGUCGUAUUCCUGUAAUUCAUUAAAAGAUUUGAGAGCAAGUGUUUAGUUGUAGCUCCUGUGUCGUAUUCCUGUAAUUCAUUAAAAGAUUUGAGAGCAAGUGUUUAGUUGUAGCUCCUGUGUCGUAUUCCUGUAAUUCAUUAAAAGAUUUGAGAGCAAGUGUUUAGUUGUAGCUCCUGUGUCGUAUUCCUGUAAUUCAUUAAAAGAUUUGAGAGCAAGUGUUUAGUUGUAGCUCCUGUGUCGUAUUCCUGUAAUUCAUUAAAAGAUUUGAGAGCAAGUGUUUAGUUGUAGCUCCUGUGUCGUAUUCCUGUAAUUCAUUAAAAGAUUUGAGAGCAAGUGUUUAGUUGUAGCUCCUGUGUCGUAUUCCUGUAAUUCAUUAAAAGAUUUGAGAGCAAGUGUUUAGUUGUAGCUCCUGUGUCGUAUUCCUGUAAUUCAUUAAAAGAUUUGAGAGCAAGUGUUUAGUUGUAGCUCCUGUGUCGUAUUCCUGUAAUUCAUUAAAAGAUUUGAGAGCAAGUGUUUAGUUGUAGCUCCUGUAAUACAUUACAUUGUGUUAUAUUCCUUAGCGCCUGCCCGUUUAUGUAACGUGUCACACUGUUUGUCACAUACCUGGAAAAUUAUCUAUUCACAGCGCUGGUCACAUACAUUUCCUCACACUUUGCAAUGCAUUGUGUCCCUUCCAUGAGACAUACCUUGUCAAAUACCGUGUCACAUUACGAAAUUUUUUGUUGUUGUCGAAUAAAGCAUAUCCAGGCAAUAUAACACAAUAAUGAAUAACAAUCGUUCGGUUUUUUAAAAUGUAAAUCCAGGUUUUAAAAUAAAUUCGACAUUUUAUUUAGCCUUGGUACUAGCAUAAUUUUCUCAAAGCUCCACACGUGAUUCUCAAAGAUCCACACGUGAUUCUCAAAGCUCCACACGUGAUUCGAAAAGCUCCACACGUGAUUCGAAAAGCUCCACACGUGAUUCGAAAAGCUCCACACGUGAUUCGAAAAGCUCCACACGUGAUUCGAAAAGCUCCACACGUGAUUCGAAAAGCUCCAUGCGUAAUUCUUAAAGCUCCGCGCGUGAUUCUAAAAGCUCCACACGUGAUUAUAAAGGCUCCAUACGUGAUUCUAAAAGCUACAAGCGUGAUUCUAAAAACUCCGCACGUGAACCUAUUGCUCUUUAUUUCAUGUCGCUAAUUUUAUUAUUUUUUUCCAUUCUUGAAAUGAUCACGUCAAACUACUACUUUAUCUGUCACGUCCAUGUCACGUCAGCCGGUCACUGGGAACUACCAGAAGUUUCAUGAUCGCCUGGAGGCUAUGUCCAACAACCACACAAUGCCAGGCGAGCUGGAACUCAAUGCCGCGGCUAUGGUCCUAGAACGAAUGAUUUUUGUACUGAACACGGACCUGGUGCUGAUUACAACCUAUGGACAAGACAGAUAUCCCCAGGUAACAUGGCCCAGUUAAAUAAUAGAUAAUAUAGUGUUUUUAUUGUUUUGUUUUUUUAAUAACCACGGAAAAUGGAAAUAUGAAGUAAUAUUAACUUAACUCGGAAGACAGAGGAGGGUACAUGCAUUAAUUUGUGCAAAACAGAAGAUCGGAGAAAAUUAGAAAAAUGAAAUAUUUUGUCAAAAAAUUUUCCUGGCGUUUGAUUAGUUUUUAUGACAAAGAUGAGGAUGCCUUGAUAUUAACAUGAUCAUUUCUUUGAAUGCAGUCCAAACCUCUGGCAGUUCGAUUCACUAGACUGGGGCCGGAUGUCGGCCAUUAUGACGCGGUUGUCCUUGCAGACGAGGAGCCGGGGCAGAACAGCCACCCGAGGACAAUGGGAACGUGCCUCAAAGACACCGUCCUGUCUGCCUGCGAACAGCUUUCGAAGCUGAGUCUCCGUGACGGUAUGGCUAAAAGAAAACGCGUGUUACUCCCAUUGUUGACCGUGGCAUGCGUCACUGUCGGCUUUACUUUGCUCAGAAGUGACAGGAAGUGACGACGCGCCAGCUUUUGACAUAAUAUUUUGUGGGGGUUAUAUACGUAUUUAAAAGCUAUUCAGGUGUGUUUUCUGUCGUAGGAAUUUCUAAACUUUAAAAGUAAAGUCACAGACUUAAAGGCGUUACCCAUUUCAUAUAUUAGCAUCGUGUUUAGUUUAGACCAGUGGUUCUCAACCUUCCUAACGCCGCCGCCAUUUAAUACAGUUCCUCAUGUUGUGAUGACACCCCCCUCCCCCCCAUAGCUUACAAUUUUUUCGUUGCUACUUCAUAAAUAUGUGUUUUUUCCCGAUGGUCUUAGACGACCCCUGUGUACGGGUCACUCGAAGUGGGAAAUGCAUCUAAGAAUUUAUAAGUCAGAGUGUAGAUAGGUAACGUGCAAUUUGCACAAAAGACAGAGGUGGGAAUUCAGGGGACGCUCGUGCAGUUGCUCGUGCUUAGUUACAGGGAGACAUUAUCAAUACCACUAGUAUAUUGUAUUAUUUGGAAAUAUUAUGUAUUCAUGUGUUUGUGACUGCUGUGGUCUUAGUGCUCGACAAUUCGUUUUGCGAUUUAACAGCACAAUAAAGAUUAACUUAAAUUUAAAAUAAUAUCAACGUUCGACCAAAAUCUUUUCAUUUUUCUGGCCCUUUUAUCCCUUGGCGUUGUACUUACUUUUUAACUUACUUUUUAAACUUACUUUUAACUUACUUUUUAACUUACUUUUUUUAUAAAGAUUUAAGACUUCUAAUUUCAAUUUACUUCGUUUUUUAAAAAAAUAAUUUAUGAACCACAUUUUAAGCUGUUUUUUAUUUUUUAUUCGGUUUUUUGUUCUUCUAUUUUUACAAAAUGUUUUUUUAAAAAUGAAUUGCAUUAUGGGCUAGCAAAAUUAAAGAGCAGUGAAAGCAUAUUGACACUUGUGUUAUUUCUUUAAAUUAUUUGACACCGAGUUAUCAUCCGCCAAAAUAUCAAGGGGUUUGCUUUCAUGGUUUAUUCAACAGGCAAAGACUCGAACAACGAUGGCAGCACCGCAUGCGACACGUGUCCUAAUCAAACCAGCGACAACCCCGACAUGCGUAGCUCACCAACGCACAAAGACAUGGGCAACGACCCUGAUAUGUGUAGCUCGCCAACGCACAAAGACAUGAGCAACGCCCCUGAUAUGUGUAGCUCGCCAAAGCCCAAAGACAUCAGCAACGCCCCUGAUAUGUGUAGCUCACCAACGCACAAAGACAUGAGCAACGACUCUGAAGUGCGAUACUGGUCGUGUCAUAAACAAACCAGCCACGCCCCUGACGUGCGUUACUCGCCGCGUCAAAAACAAACCAGGAACGCCUCUAACGUGCGCUACUCGUCGUGUCAUAAACAAACCAGCGACGCACCUGAAGUGCGUUACUCGUGUUGCCGUCAGCAAACCAGCGACGCCUCUGAAGUGCGUUACUCACCAUCGAGUAAACAAACCAGCGAUGCCCCUGAAGUGCGUUACUCGUGUUGCCAUCAGCAAACCAGUGAUGCCCCUGAAGUGCGUUACUCGUGUUGCCAUCAGCAAACCAGCGACGCCUCUGGCGUGCGUUACUCGUCGUGCCAUCAACAAAUCGGCGAUGCCCUUGAAGUGCGUUACUCGUCAUGUCAUCCACAAACCAGCGACGCCCCUGAAGUGCGUUACUCGUCAUGUCAUCCACAAAACAGCGACGCCCCUGAAGUGCGUUGCCCGCCAGCAGGCCCCUUUGAAUGCAACCAGACUUCGCGAUCCCCUGUCCUUGGCCGUAUUGAGAUGAACAGGGGCGUGGACCUGCCUACGCCUGGAAACACGCGCGAAACAUUGCCGCCCUGUACGAGUAACAACAACAAAGGGCUUUUCGCGAGGCGUAGAAAAGCGAGACGGAAAUACACCCACGUAGGCACGCGGGCAUCAAGAGUAGUCUUCAAGCGGGAAAACACGAGCAGGUACAAAGCCAGGAGAGUUCACGUUUGCGGUUUACUAUCAUCGGGCGGUCGGUCAAACAGCGCAACUUAUGCCAUAGUGCCGCAGUGCAAGUGGACGACCAAACGCGAUGGGCAGGACAAAAACUACAACAGUAGGUCUGGCGUCAGGAAGAGGAGAGACCGCUCUAGGAGCGAUUCAGAUUCGUCCCCGGAAAGAAAGAAAAAAUACCGUAAAUUCAGCCCGAGUACUUCCGGUAAGAAGAAACCACCAGGUCGUCAGCGCGGCGGGUCCAGUAAAGAAAGCAGAUACUGCCGAACCGACAGUACGCCUGGGACAUCCAAGGACAAGGGCAAGCAGGCGGUGGUCAAACGCAAGCCCGUCAAGCGUAGUAAAUCUGUGCGCUCAUCAAACAGUUCGGACACCAACGUCAAUCCGGACGUUGAAGUGCAGCCCCCGAAACCGCCUCGGUUGCCCGAGGCCUUCACGUUUGGGCAGUGCCAGUGCUUGCUGUGCAGGAAGAUCGUCGUGAUGACCAGCGCCAGUUCGUCGUGGCUGAAAUGCUACCUCUGCGGCCGCGUGGCUCACAGGGAAUGCGUGGUCAAGCACUCGCCCGCCUGGGGACGAGGAAAAGACGAUGAUAUUUAUUUUUUGUGCAACGACUGUGUCCCGGAGUGAGCUCCCGAGGAACCGAAGUCAAGAGAAAAUUUGAAGAAGGCCAGCUGUGGUUUUAUUUGGAAAAAGAAAUGUCAAUAUUAUGAAUGUAUUUGCAGCGCCAACGCCCUCCCGCUUUUCAAAAGUGGUCCGUUUCUAAACGUCAGAGAACUGAAUGAAAAAUUAAAGGAACCUAAGAUGACGUGUCCAUUACUAAGACAGUUGAAAAAAUAUUUCUUUCAACUUUAAUCAUCAUUACCAUUUAUAUCGGUGCGUAGAAAGAACAAAAAGUCGA
Messenger RNA from Lymnaea stagnalis (great pond snail), 8675 nucleotides. Lineage: Eukaryota; Metazoa; Mollusca; Gastropoda; Lymnaeidae. The record is from the annotation of a GenBank genome assembly.